UCUGGCCAGAGCGCUCGAGCCUCCGCGUCUCCCAGCAACGGCGCUCCUCGCUUCUCCCUCCGAUUCCAGCCUCUAACUUCUCUAAUUUCCAGUUUACGCGUAUUUAAACUCCGCUUUCUGGAAUUAAACCCGAGUUUGUUCCGUUUUAUUUCCUCCGCGUUGCCUUCAUAUUCGUGCCGUUAGUAUGUCCGCUGAAGACGCAGCAGCAGCAGCCCAGCAGCCGCUGGCUGAGGAGCGGGCGGAGGUGGAGCCGCAGGCCGCGGAUCAGGCACCCGAACCCGCCCAAGAGCAGAAGAGCGAGUCGGUGUCCGAGACGGCGCCGGAAGACAAGGCGCCGGAGGUGAAAGAGGAGGAAAAGAAGGAAGAAAAGGAGGAGGAUACGUUCACGUACCGCGCCCUGGUGCUAACGGGCUACGGCGGCUAUGACAAAGUGAAGCUCCAGCUGAAGAAAGGCCUCCCGAGCCCCGGGGAAGGGGAAGUGCGGGUUCGAGUGAAGGCCUGCGGGCUAAACUUCGCCGAGCUGCUCGGCAGGCAGGGCCUCUAUGAGCGGCUACCGUCUCCACCCGUCACCCCGGGGAUGGAGUGCUCGGGGGUGGUCGAGGCUGUGGGAGAGGGAGUGCAGGACCGGCAGGUUGGAGACAGUGUGUUGGUCCUGGGUAGGUGUGGCCUGUGGCAGGAAGUGGUCGUGGUCAAGGCUGACCACAGCUUCCUCAUGCCAGAUGGAAUGAGCUACGAGGAGGCCGCCGCUCUGCCCAUAAACUACAUCACUGCUUACAUGAUGCUGUUCGAAAUGGGCAACAUCAGACCCAAUAAAAGUGUCCUGAUUCAUAUGGCAGCAGGUGGUGUGGGUAUUGCUGCCACUCAGCUCUGUAAAACAAUCAGUGAUGUCACCGUGUUCGGCACGGCCUCAGCCAGUAAACACGAGGUGAUAAAACAGGGCGGAGUCACACACCCCAUCGACUACCGCACACGUGACUAUGCCGAGGAGAUCCGCAAGAUCAGCCCCAAAGGAUUGGACAUUGUACUGGACCCUCUGGGUGGCUCUGAUACCCAGAAGGCCUUUAACCUCCUAAAGCCCAUGGGAACACUCAUCGUGUAUGGUGCUGCUAACCGGUUGACGGGUCAGAGGAAGAACCUACUGGCCCUGGCAAAGUCCUGGUAUAACCAGUUCACCAUCAGCGCCCUCAGCCUCAUGCACUCCAACAAGGCCGUGUGCGGUUUCCACCUCGGUUACCUAGACGACGAGUUCCCCCUGAUUGCCCGCGUGCUGCAGACGCUGCUGGAGCUCUACAAACAGGGCAAGAUCAAACCGCGCAUAGACUCCACCUACCACUUCGAGCAGGUGGCGGAUGCAAUGCGGCGAAUGCAGGAGAGGAACAACAUCGGCAAAGUGAUCCUUCUCCCCGAACCAAAGAAGGAAGAGCCCAAAGCAGAAGAGGACAAAAAGGAGAGCGCCAGUGAGGACAAGAAAGAGGGAGAACAGAAAAACGACAUCCAGAAGGAAGAGCCCCAAGAGGAGGCGAAGGCAGAGGAGCCGAAGACAGGAGAAAGUUAAGCCGCCCGAUACUGUGAUGUAUUCUCAUAACGGAAGUCUCUUCUUCAGAUGGGAGGGGCUUAUAACCGAAAAGCAGGGUUUGACUUUCAUAGGGUUGGGUUGGGGUUGCAAUGAUAAACAAAUCAAUCACAAAGACCGUAGGGCGGUUCCUUAAGAGAAAUUGUUGAGAACUUUUGAUUUACGUUAAGUGACCAUUCCCAAUUCACUAUAUAGACACCAUGAAAUGCACUAGACCAACUAACGGAAUAAGCACAAGGGGAAAUGUUGAGAAACAAUGAUACUCAGAAGCAUAAUCUCAAAUUUACAACAGUGCUGAUACAUGUAACUUACACCUCUUGUCGCACAACCCCCACCUUUAACCCUGAUUCAAGUCUGAGAAAAGAAAAAAAGAGAAAUUUUGUUGUCCUUCAUUGCAAAAUAUGGAGUCUGUGCCAAAUAGCAAGUGCUUUUUGAGCUAGCCAGCUAGUUUUAAGGCACAUGCUAAGACCAAUAUUGUUUAUCUAAGUAGCAGAGUUAGCUUUUAUCAGAUCCUCACUGGGUUCAAUGUUAUAUGUUCAAGUUAGCAACCUGGUGGAAUUACGUUAGAACAUUGUGUGAAAUUUAGCUUAUUUCACAUGCCAUUCGGUUUCUUGGAGUGUUUCCUGGAGCAUUUGUGCUUCUUAUGGAUAUGCUAGUGGUCCACAGUGCAUACAAUGAUCUGCUUUAGGCUAACUAACUUGCAUGGUUUCAGCAAUUCCUGCGUACUAUCUUCAGUGCCACCUACACUAUGCUAUGAUUCUUAAGACUCACAAAUCUAGUAGAGGUAAAUUUGUGUAAAUCAAUUUGUACAUUUUUGUUAAAUUAGAUCUAAUGAAACUGAACAAAGUAUCCAGUUAGUAUUUGAAAUGGAUGGAACCCAAAACUGGAUUUGCCGUGAGAAGCUUACAAACUCCUCCACAGUGUCCCGUAAAGCUUUAGCAUUAGCUAGAAAACUGAUGUUAACCUAGCUAGUUAAUAGUAACCUUAACUAGCUAGGUUAACGUCUGUUUUCUAGUGAAUUCAGCGGCUAAAGCUUUAGCAUUAGCUAGAAAACAGAUGUCAACUUAGCUAGUUAAUAGUAACCUUAACCUAACUAGGUUGAGAUGUAUUUUCUUUAGACUUUGCAUUGGCUAGAAAACAGAUGUUAACCUAGCUAGUUACGGUAACCUUAACUGAUAGUCUGUAGUGCUAAAUAAAAGAAACCUGUCAUUAGGGCGGCCACAAUGGAGACUCUGCACCAAAAUCUUUUUGAAGAAUUGAGACACGUACAGUGUAACUAACACUGAUCUACAGCUAACAUUGGAAGAAACCAGCAAAGUCAGUCAUUUAGUGCGCUGUGAGGGCCAAUCCUCCAGGAGAGCACCCAAGGCUACCGCAGGUCAUGUGCAAAAAGCUCAAGCCUCUCGUCUUCUCACUUCCACUAUGCACCUGUUGCACACCGUUUCUCAGGUGACAUACGUCUGCCUUCGCGGGGCGUUCUUGAUAAAACAGGACUGAUUUAGCGCCUGUUAGCCCUGCACCUUACACAUGGCACAAGCCCCCUUGUUUACUAGAAUCCCUGCCCAACAGCCUAAAUUUUGAGAUUUUUUUUUCAAUUAGCAAAUACAGAAAGAAGUAAGAUAGUAGUACUACUCAGUUACUGAUUGAAGUCAUUGAAACAGUUUACCUCUAAUCGAGUCAAUCAAGUGCCAAUGUGCCGUAUAGCCGCACAAACCCAGGCCUUUGCACCCCUGCCUUAGCUCUGGCCCCGUCUGUAUUGCACAUUCUUUGGUCAAGACAACCUGUGAAAAUGGCCCAAAUAUAGAGUGAAGAGGCCAAAUCACUGUUUAAAAAACCGGAAUAGAUAGUAAUGGUAGGUUUUUGGUGAUGUGAUUAGCAUUUAGCGUGGCGAUUCCUUAUUGGCUGGGGACAGGAGGAGCGGCGCGACUGAGAGUUUGUAUUCGUGAGUGAAUGUAUUCGUGUCUCCGUGGGCCGUAUCAGUCGUGUACACCUGUAUCUCAGAGGGUUCAGGGUUUAAGGGACAUUGUGAAGUAUAUUCCUGGAAAAUGGUGUGACGGUAUGCUGAAGUGUUUUCGUCUCUUUUUUCGUUUCUUCUGUGGUUCGAUUAUCGUGCUAUGCCUGACUACAGCGUGCCAAACUGUCCGCCAACUACUAUGCCUUGAUGCGAAACUCGUGUGUUAUGGAAGUGUUGUACAAGGUUGCCUUCACUUCCUCAGUGGGCUCGAGGGGCUCUGAAAAACCAAGCAUCUCCAGACCAUGAACUGUAAAACCUGUCGGCACAACGUGUAAAUAGCUUCUACAAGCAGUCGCUGCACUAUUUUUUAACUCUUCAGAUUCGCUCUAACAUAUCCUGUUAGUCAGAAAGACAGCGGUCCCGGGCUUUUACUGCUUUUACUGCACACAUGUGCUUCGAUUCAUUUUCCAACAUGAUCUUCCAGCUCCCGAGAUUAUAGCACCAAAUCUGACGCAGAGGUGGGCGAUAUGGCAAAAAUAGAACACACUUGAAGACAGUUUUAUGAUACACAUAGUUGUUUUUUCUGAGGCUUCUUAUGUUGAAACAGACAAAAAUUAGUUUAGUGCCACUUUUGAACUAUCGAGAACUAUAAAUUCAAUGUUUCAUACACUGAACUGCACUAAAUCCAAUUAAACAGGGCUAAUUAUGUGUUCUUUGUAAUGAGACAUGCAAUUGGUCAGUUCUGCGCAAAUAAGACCACCCUUUAAUUAUUUCGUUCCCAGUCAGAACAGCCAGUAAGUACAAGUUAUUCAUUUUUCAGCAUCAGGAAAAAAGCAGAAGCCUCAACAGCGAAAUAUAAUAUCAGAUUUUUCAGUAUUUCGCAUCAAUCUUUUCCCUUUAUUACAGCUUCCAUUCUUUUCCGAGACUUGCUUUCAGUUUUUACAGGGAUAUUUUUACACACCUCCAAGAAGUUGCUUCUCACGAUACAAGUGAUCUGAAGAACAUUCAUUUUCCCCUCUCUCUCAAACAUGAAAGCUUUAGUGCUGUUUAUCUGAUGGGGACAGUUUUGGUCAUCCAGGUCUUGUAUGGUUGUCAGAAAUCCCGUUUUCUCUGUAUCUUUCCAUCUUUUUUUUAUAUUAUAUUUCGCUGCUGUCCUCGUAUCUCCACUUUUGUCGUUUUUCAGUUUUUGACACAGUUUGAAAAUGUCUUUACAUUGUGUGUAAAUUUGAUGAUGAAUGGACCAAAGGAAACGAACCAAAAUGACUUGGAAAGAAGUCUGGUUCCAUUGACUUACAUGUAAAAGUAAAGUAUGUUUUUUUCCUUCUCCUGUAAAGUUACCAUUUUGGAGAUACAAGGUUUUGUUCCGAGAGCAGCGAUUUUAGUGUUUUGUAUCAGUUUAUACAUAUUAUAUUUAGUUGUUGAGGCUGAGGAAAUUAUGUUAAAUUUACAUUUUCUGUUUUUUCCUUGCGCUGAAAAAUGAAAACUUGUUUACUGGCUAUUUUCACUGGAAACUGAAUUAAAGAAAAGGAAGUUCUUUUGCAUCUUACUGUAUAUUCCACAGUACAUCAUCCAUACUGAUGUAAUUCAAAAAUAUCGCCAUAUCACCCACCCCUACUUCUACAGCAUAUUCCUGACAACUUUCACUGUGGAUUUGUAGGUCCAUUGGCUGUAGAACUCUUGCUUAAAAUGGUGCAAAACAGAACGCAAAUUUACUAUUUUUUUUUCUUUUCAGAAUAAUUUAAUGUAACCGGUUCCAUUCUGCAUAUUUGUCUCUGAGCUUGUGUCUGUGUUUUUUUUUUCUUUCUUUUGCAAAGCCAGGAAAUCUUUAUCAUACACACACACACACACACACACAGACAAUAAAGUGUUCCAGCCAGGAAACUUGAAUCCCACACAGCAGAAACACAUCACAGCAACAAAUAAAUGAGCCUUCGGUUAAGUCAAGGUCACCCUUCUGCUAUUAGGUCACACUUUCCUGUUUUCCACCCUCUGAUCGCUGCACGAGUUGGGAGUAGAAAGCAGAGCAUUUGGCUCAGGCCUGAGUCCCUACAGCCCUCGGCUUAAUCUGCAUUAUAGACUAAAAACGAUGUAACUCAAUCACAGCGUGAUAAAUGAGGCACUCUCACAUUUGAGCCCAUUUAAAAAAGCUCAGAGGAAAAAGUAAUGCAUUGAAUUAACUUGACUGAGUCGAGUAAAAUGUGUUACAUCAACACAGUCAUGAAGACAACACUGUGUUGAUGUAGUAUAUUUCAUGCAUGUGGAAACCACACGUGAAUCAAGUCAGUUCAACACAUUAUUGUUUUCAGUGCACUGAUAGAGGAGCUUCCUCUAAACGGUUAACUCAGAGUCGGAGGAAGCAGAUGUUUUUUGCAGCUGUGGCAGAAACUUAAUGCCGUGGCACCGUUCAGAGGAAACUAAAGGUCCUAAUCCCGGCUGACGCUAACCUCACACAUUCCUCUUUUCUGCCUCAGUAGACUCACAGUCCGACUUCAUCCCCCCUGCCUUCUCUUCCUUCAUUUCAUACAUCAACUUAAACGCCUAAACGAGACAUUUUGAGUCAGGACCCCAGAUCAGACCGCACCCAAAUCGCACACA
Colossoma macropomum (tambaqui) is the source of this 6122-nucleotide messenger RNA. Its product is annotated as synaptic vesicle membrane protein VAT-1 homolog. The transcript is spliced from 6 exons. Bases 185 to 1555 code for a protein of 456 amino acids. The record is from RefSeq and is a predicted model, not a curated record. NCBI's taxonomy places the organism in Eukaryota, Metazoa, Chordata, Actinopteri, Characiformes, Serrasalmidae. Gene Ontology annotation, molecular function: oxidoreductase activity; zinc ion binding.